CGAUAAUUCAGAUUCUCAAGGACAAACCUAAUGACUAUUUGGGCGUGCAGCUUACGCAAGUUCCUCUUGAUCGGGAGAAACGUUCUACUUUGUUCCGUUGUUUCCAGAUACAAGCGAUUCAUUUCGAAUUUCGCUUAUCCUCCGUCUUCGGGGUUGAUGAAGCUCCCGUUGUUUGCUCUGGCAUUCCCUACUAUUCAGCUCAAAACGAUUGGUUUGGACCUUAAAGGCUUCAAAAACCCUGAUAUAUUCGAAUGCAUUCUAUCUAUGAACAGCAAGUCUCUCUCUAGCAUUUUGAAGGGUAGUAAGGAGGCUGUAAAAGAUAGACAUUCUUUAGGAUGGACUCCACUAAUGCUUGCAGUGGUUACCAGGAAUUACGAGUAGUUUUUUCUCAUUAUCGUUUAAUGAACUGAAGGGCAGUGAAAGAAUUGUUGAAGUCUGGCUCAAAUCCUAAUGACGUUGACAAUUAUGCUGGUAUCGUAAGAACUGCACAUGAUUUGAGAAUGAUGUCUUCGGAAGUUGAGUGGAUACGGCUUACACAGUUUAGUGACUUUCUGAAUCCAUCGGCUGAUUUUCGUGGUUGUUCUGCACUUCACUAUGCUGUGUUAAUAAAUGACUCCAAAUUGGUUCGUUUAUUGCUGGAAUUUGGGGCUGAUCCGACUAUAGUGAACGAACGUGGUCACCGUCCAGCUAUGUACGCUAAAGACUCCUCUAUCAGGGAUUUACUAGCUGAGGCUGAGUCGAAGAAGGCAGAAGAAGUGGCUGCCAAAGAGCGAGAGGAAAGACGCCUUCAACCACUAGAAAAUCGUUUACGUAAAGUAAUUGUUGGUCAAGAAGCUGCUAUUCGCACUGUUAGUGCAGGUUGGUUUAUUAUACACCUUUCUGUUUUCAUCAUUUGUAUUACUGUUGUAAUGAACGAAGACUUAGGUUUGGCAAACCAGUUUAUUAUUUCAUGCAAAAUUACACAGUUUUUUGAUAGAAUAUGAAAACCAUACACUGAAUACAUUAUUUGCACAUUUUCCUUCGGUUCUUCUUUACAUGCUUCAUGAUUCCUCCAAUUCUUUUAUUAUCACAAUUAUUCUGUUUCCCUUUUUCUUCUCUUCAAUUCAAUCUUCUGUUAACAGGCAUCCUACUUCUGAUUGCUGCUACAUAUCUGUCAGUCUAUAAGACGUAAAGAAAAUGGUUGGUAUGAUGAAGAUCAUCCACUUGUAUUUCUGUUUCUCGGUUCAUCCGGUAUAGGCAAAACGGAGUUGGCUAAACAAGUAGCAGCAUACUUACAUAAAGACAUCAAAAAGGGCUUUAUACGUAUUGAUAUGUCGGAAUACCAAGAAAAACAUGAAGUAUGUAUUUUCCAAGUUCUUUGUUAAAAUAGCUUACUAGCUCGUGUACCUGAUACAUAUUUGUGUACUUAGUUUUAAGCGUGAGGGCAACUGACACUACCUAGGUCCCCAAACGGAAGUAGAUGAAGUGGUGUCUCAAAGCCGAAAGGCCUAACCAUUGAGGCACGUCUUAACUUAUUAGGUUUUAGUUAUAUGUACAUAUACUACGGCAUAUGCUACUUAUGUCGACAGAUAUAAGUAGUAUGUAGCACAAAUUAGAAGUGAAAUUCACGACUGCAGAUUGGUAAGAUUUUUUUGAAGAAAACAGAAAGCAAUUGUAAUAACAACGGGAUUGAAAGAGUCAUAAAAUAUGUCAAGGGAGAUGUGCAAAUUAUGUAUUUGAUCUAUGGUUUUCAUAUUUUACGAAAGCAAUCUGUAAUUUUGUAUUAAAUAAUAAACUGGUUUUCCCCACCAAGUCUUUCUUCAUUACAAUACCAUUGGUUUCAACAUAAAAAUUCUUAAGAAAUAAGUGAACUACACAAGUAAACCACCAAGCUUGGGUUGUGCUGCAAAAUAAUCAAGAAUAUUCCUUCGAAGUAUUUCAACGGUUUCGUGUAUCGUUAUUGUAUCUUUAUUAUUUAAACGCACAACUUACAUAAUUGUAUAACUAAAAUGCAAAAUCAAAAUGUCAUAAUUUGUAAAUCUCAAUAAGUACAUGACAGAAACAUUAUCCAGCAUACGCAUUACGACCUAUUUAGGACUUGUCAGCUGAAUAUAUCUUCAUCUCAAUGUCACUCUGCAAACUGAAACUCGAAAUUGGCAUCUAUGGUUUUAAACGUCAACUUUUGAUUCCCUAAGUUAAUAGAGUUAAGAUAGCCAUGAACUCAUUCAACAAGUAUUAUAAAAACUCAUUGGAAACAUAUCAAUUUAUUCAUCAAAGAAUAAACGAGCGCUUUUCAUAGUCUCCUUUGUUCUCUUCACCCUAGCAUCAUUUGUGUUUUUUAUUUAUUUUUAAACACCCCGUUAAUUUGACAACAUACAAAUUGACCGAAAUCUAUUUCAAAUUAAUGUAAUUGCUCAUACCUUAUAGUGUUUCUGCAUUCCGAUACCUUUCCAUUUACAGAAUAAUACGUGUAAUAUGUAUCAAUAAUGAUUCCCAUAUUUGUGUUACUCUGUUAAUAUCGG
This is a messenger RNA of Schistosoma haematobium, 2501 nucleotides long. RefSeq lists its product as uncharacterized. Gene Ontology annotation, cellular component: cytoplasm; mitochondrion. NCBI's taxonomy places the organism in Eukaryota, Metazoa, Platyhelminthes, Trematoda, Strigeidida, Schistosomatidae. Gene Ontology annotation, molecular function: protein binding; ATP binding; ATP hydrolysis activity. Bases 501 to 983 code for a protein of 160 amino acids. The transcript is spliced from 6 exons. The record is from RefSeq and is a predicted model, not a curated record. Gene Ontology annotation, biological process: cellular response to heat.